CGGAAGUUGUGCGAUCGGGUCCCCGUUAGCAUGUGUGGCUGCGCUUAUGUGUUAGCUGAGUGUAAAUAAGAAACACCGUUUAUUUAUUCUCCUUUGACUCGAUCUGUGGAAAACAUCUUUAUUUCAGGAUGUCAGGCAUCUGUUCAGAAAGCGGCUGAUUGGACAGUUAUAGACAGAAUCCCCGGAUGUGAGAGGAGCUGUUUGUUUACAUUAUCAUACAUGGAGCUGAAGAGAGAAACAGACGUCCAGCAGCUGGUGGUGGUUAAAGAAGAGGUUCCCCCUGAGCAGCAGGAGUGGAGCUCCAGUCUGGACCAGGAGGACCCAGAGCCCCCCCCACACAUUAAAGAGGAGCAGGAGGAACUCUGGAUCAGUCAGGAGGGAGAGCAGCUUCAAGGGCUGGAGGAGGCUGAUAACACCAAGUCCACAUUCACUCCUGUCCCUGUGAAGAGUGAAGAUGAUGAAGAGAAACCUCAGUCCUCUCAGCUUCAUCAAAGACAAACUGAACACCUGGAAACAGAAGCUGAUGGAGAGGACUGUGGAGGACCAGAACCAGCCAGGAACUCAGAUCCAGAGAGACAUUUACAACCAGAGACUGAGGACAACCCUGGAGACUCUUCUGAACCUGGGACUGAUGAAACGACUACAGACUUUGCAGAAUCUGAGACAGAAAAAGACAUGAAUGAUCCUGAUGGAAAACCAUUCCACUGCUCUGUGUGUGCUAAAAAAUUUAAACACAGGGGAAAUUUAAAUAUACACAAGAGAACUCACACAGGAGUGAAGCCUUUUAGAUGCUCUUUGUGUAGUAAAAUGUUUACUCAGAAAGCAGGACUUGACUACCACUGGAAGAUCCACACAGGAGAAAAACCAUUUAGUUGCACAGUGUGUAGUAAAACAUUUAGACACAAAGGAGCUGUAACAUACCACAUGGCGACGCACACAGGGGUGAAACCGUACAGCUGCAGCAUAUGUAAAAAAAGAUUCAGGGCCACGUCUGAGCUCAAAUACCAUAAGUGUGUUGGCGAGUUCUCACAGCUUCACAAAAGCCAAAGUGAUAAAUACAACAAACCACUGAGCUGCUCUGAAUGUGAUGCAACGUUUCCCAACAAUUACCUCCUGGUGACCCACAUGAGAAUGCAUAAAGGAAAGAAACUGUUCACUUGCUCUAUUUGCGGUCAAAAGCGACAGUUUAGUUCACAUCUGGACAUACACAUGAGAACCCACACAGGAGAGAAACCGUACAGCUGCUCUGUGUGCGGUAAAAGAUUUUCUCAAAGAGGAAUAAUGUCGCAACACAUGGCAGUCCACUCAGGAGUGAAACCAUUCAGCUGCAGUGUCUGUAGCAGGAGAUUCUUUUGGCAUUUUCAGAUAAAAAAACACAAGUGUCUUGGUGAGUCUUCGCAGCAGAGAAGAACCGGCUUUAAUGGAGAGGAUUGUGGAGCUCCAGCUGACUCAGAUCCAGAGAGACAUUUACAACCAGAGACUGAUAAAGGUGGCGAACCAUCUCUAGAACCUGAUGACAAUGUUGACAUUGAGUUUUGGAACGAUACCAGGCAGCAUCAGUCUGGGUUCACUUAUCGAAGAAAUAAAAAAGUAUCUAUAAGUAAAGGAUAUAUGACCAGUAAGACAGCAGUCAGCUGCUCUGAUGACCAGGUUCAAACAGAUCCCAGGACUGGUGAUGGUGUUUGUUUUUCCACACAGACCAGGCAUCCUCAUUCAGGUCCAAACCAUUUGGAAACUGAGGACGUUUCCAUCAGCGAGAAUCCAUUCAGUCCCUCAGAGCGUAAAGAUCAAUAUGAGGACAGUCAGCUGACGCACAAAACAUCUCCCACAAGAGAGAAACCAUUCAGUUGCUCAUGUUGUGGUAAAUGGUUUGCAACAGAAGGAAAUCUGACCAGGCACAUAUGUGUCCACACAGAGGAGAAACCACCCAGUUGUGCAGUCUGUGAGAAAAGUUUCCUCCUGGAGUGGCAGCUCUUGAACCACGAGUGUGUCGGCGAGCCCUCGCAACGUCACACCUCUAACCCACUGUUCGACAGCUCUCAGUGUGGAACAGUAAUAGACCGAAAGCACCAGCUGCCGGUUACCAGCAGAAUUCAGAAAAGUCUGAAACCGAAUGAUGGCUCACUUUGUGGUAUCGCUUUUUCCAAUCUUGAAAGUUCUCACAUGCCUGGUCAGUUUGGGGAGAAACCUUUCUGCUGCUCUGUGUGUAACUCAGGUUUCAGUGACAGCGAGGCUUUAGUACAACACAUGAGGAUCCACACGAGACAAACCCAGUUUAGUUGCUCACUUUGUGGUACAGAAUUUGCAUGGAGAAGAUCUCUGACUAAACAUAUGAAAGUCCACAAAAGGCAGCAAUUAUGCUGCAGAUAUUGUAACAGAAUGUUCCCUUCGCAAUUUACGCUGAAAUACCAUGAAUGUGAGGGUAAGUCCUCACAGCCUCUUCAAACAGAAGAUGUAGAAACAGAAGCUGAUGGAGAGGACUGUGGAGGACCAGAACCAGCCAGGAACUCAGAUCCAGAGAGACAUUUACAACCAGAGACUGAGGACAACCCUGGAGACUCUUCAGAGACUGAAGACAGUGAAGACGAUGAUUUUUGGAAACAGAGCAGUGAAGGCCUGUCAGAUUUAAACUCUCUGAAACAUGCAUUUUCCCACAGUGGUGAAACAUUUAACAGCAAUCACCAGGGAGAGGAAUUGUUUACUGAAGGUGGAAAUCAAAACCAGCAUAUGCCGAACCAGGAGGACCCAGAGCCCCCCCCACACAUUAAAGAGGAACAGGAGGAACUCUGGAGCAGUCAGGAGGGAGAGCAGCUUCAAGGGCUGGAGGAGGCUGAUAUCACCAAGUUCACAUUCACUCCUGUCCCUGUGAAGAGUGAAGAUGAUGAAGAGAAACCUCAGUCCUCUCAGCUUCAUCAAAGACAAACUGAACACCUGGAAACAGAAGCUGAUGGAGAGGACUGUGGAGGACCAGAACCAGCCAGGAACUCAGAUCCAGAGAGACAUUUACAACCAGAGACUGAUGAUAGUGUUGAUAGUGAUUUUUGGAAGGAGACCAGGGAACAUCCGUCAGGUUUAAACAUGUUGAAAAAUAAUGAAAUCACUGACAGCGACUCUGGAAACAAAGCGUUGACCUUCCCUCGGGCUGAGAGUGACGACAGUGUCGACAGUGAUUUCUGGAAAGACAACAGGAAACCUCAGUCGGCAUCACCGUGUUUAAACGAAAAUCAAGGAGCUGAAAGUAAAACAUUCCGGAAACCGUACAGCUGUCCCGACUGUGGGAAAAGGUUUCCCCACAAUGCCAGCCUGAAGAGCCACAUGAAGUUGCAUACGGGCGAGAAAACCUUCGUCUGUUCUGUUUGUGGUGUACGAUGUCUUUACAAAUCCCACCUGAAGAUACACAUGAGAACUCACACCAGAGAGAAACCAUUCCCAUGCCCAGUGUGUGGGAAAACAUAUGCACACAAGGCAAGUAUGCAGUCCCACAUGACCGUCCACACUGUGGAGCAACGGUACAGCUGCAGCAAGUGUCACCGAGGCUUUGCCUGGCAUUCAGAGCUGAAGUACCACCAGUGUGUCGGGGGAUCAUCACAGGACCACACGGACCAGGGGGAAACCCUAUAGUUGCUCAAGUUAUAUUUGCAUCUUUAAAUGCAGUGCUGUUUAAAACUCAGAGAGACUCAGUUUACUGUCAUGUGACAAAAUAAAGCAGCAAGCUCAUAUUUGAGGAUUUGUGAAGCUGUGGAAAUGUUUGCAUAUUAUCUUGAAAAUAAUGAAUAUGUUCAAAAUGUAAUUCUGAUAAGGUUUAUUAUUUGUAAGUAAUGUUUUGUGUAAUUUUCUUUUUAUUAUACAUGAUCCUGUUUGUCCUUUUUCUUUCUGUAUUUUAUGAAAGAAUGAAUGUGUAAUGUAUUCAUAAGUGGUACAUUUCAUCACGAUGGAUCUAAACUACAGGAAGAUUCAGGGGAUUCCUGUCAACUCUUAA
This is a messenger RNA of Trematomus bernacchii (emerald rockcod), 3979 nucleotides long. RefSeq names its product zinc finger protein 91-like. Gene Ontology annotation, molecular function: RNA polymerase II cis-regulatory region sequence-specific DNA binding; DNA-binding transcription factor activity, RNA polymerase II-specific. The transcript has 2 exons. Lineage: Eukaryota; Metazoa; Chordata; Actinopteri; Perciformes; Nototheniidae. Bases 220 to 3621 code for a protein of 1133 amino acids. The record is from RefSeq and is a predicted model, not a curated record. Gene Ontology annotation, biological process: regulation of transcription by RNA polymerase II.